Haemonchus placei is the source of this 300-nucleotide messenger RNA. The record is from the annotation of a GenBank genome assembly. NCBI's taxonomy places the organism in Eukaryota, Metazoa, Nematoda, Chromadorea, Rhabditida, Trichostrongylidae.
AUGCAAAGAGGGCAGAAGAAGCCUAAGUUCGCCGAUCUUCUGCUUCGAAGUGACGAUUUCGUCGUGUUGGCGUUGUACAAUACGGUGAAGUUUCAAUGCGAUCCUUUUGUGCGUUUCAGUUUGAUCAUACUGCUUCGAAUGUUGGAUCUACCAUUCUGCCUUCAUACGUUCCUUCUCAAUUUCUCUUACUAUGAUGCUGAGGCGUUUGAGUUCCUCGCUGUCCUUCGAGAGGAUUGCGGAGAUGUCCGUCAAUCUCCUUCGCAUCUCGAUCCAGCUGUUGCAUCAAAAAGAGUCGAAUAG